AUGUCGUCAAAGCCAAAGCCCAAGCGGCCAAAUGCCGUGCGCCGCAUCAUGGAGCGUGAAGAGAGCCGCGAGCGCCGGGUCAGGGAGGCUUCUAUAGCGUCUAACGGAGGAGCCAGCAAUGGCACCACACCUACAGCAGCACCGCCUAAGCCUAACCGACCCAAGUGCGCCAACCCGAAGUGUCCAAAGCCCCAUGUCGUCGACGGAACCUGCCAGACCUGCGGUAUGGUCGCUGAUGACAGCAACAUUGUCUCCGAAAUCACUUUUGGUGAAUCUUCUUCAGGUGCCGCUGUCGUUCACGGUACCCAUGUCGCCUUUGAUCAAGGCGGUAUCCGCGGCGUUGGUGGUCUUGCAUUCCGCCGUGUCGCUGGCGGUGGUGCUUCUGAGGCCCGUGAACGUAGUCUUCGCGAGGUCAAGGCCAUGAUGCAACAGUACUCUUACCAGCUCAGAAUCGGACAGAGCAUCAGCGACAUUGCCUUCCGCUACUACAAAGCCUGCUCACACGCCAACUUCGUCCAGGGUCGCCGUAAGCAAAAUGGCGAAAAUAACCACAAGAUCAUGCUCAUUGACUUGGCUGAUCUCCUCAAGGUCGACGUUUUUGCUCUGGGUCGUGGCUACAAGGACUUUCUCACCCGGUUUCCGGAAUUUCUCACAGGCCCUCGUCCUAUCGUAAUCGAGGAUCUCAUUUACCGUUUUGCUUCCAAGCUGGAGUUUCUGCACGACACUAACAAGGUCGCUCUGUCUGCUGUCCGUAUUGCAAAGCGCAUGCAACACGACAACAUCACCCAUGGUCGUAGGCCUGCUGGUAUCUGCGGUGCUGCUCUCAUCAUGGCUGCCAGAGCUCACAACUAUCGCCGUACUGUCAGAGAGGUUGUCUACAUUGUCAAAGUCACAAUGGCCACCAUUCAGGAGCGUAUGGACGAGUUCGCCAGCGUGCCUGCUGCCCAGUUGACUGUACAAGACUUCCACAACAAGGACCCCUUGGAAGCGGGUCCAGCACACGAUCCCCCCUUUGUCUACAAGCAAACAGACGAGUGGAAGGCCAAGCACACCCGCCCCAAAAAGAGGAAGAGAAAGGAGGCUAGAGAUGGCAAGAACAAGGGGGCUAAGAAGAUGCGGGCUAACGAUGGAUCCUCCGCUGCGCCCCCGACUGUCGACAAAGAUGGCUUCGUUGUCCCUCCAGUUCCGCGACAAGAAGGAGACAGUGAUCCCGAGGUUGAGACUGAGGCUCUUAUUGUUACUGCCGUUAGUGGUGAGGAGCAGCAAUUGAACACCUUGGUCGAGGAGUACGGUGAACUUGAUAAGGAGGAAGAGGAUGAAGACGACUCCGACUCCGAUUCUGAUUCCGACGAUGAUGAGGAUGAGGUUGAUCCCAGCAGCGAGGUCGCCUUCGCCAAGGCUCAAGGUGUUGACAUUGCGACUUCUGGAGCCUCAACCAGCAAUGGCGAAACAGCGGGAAAGAAGGGCGAGAAAAAGAAGAGGGGAGCAAGGAAGCUCAGGAAGAUCACGAUGCCCAUCACUCAGGAAUGGCAAACUGAUGAGGCUCUUCUGGAGAAAGAAAUGGAAGGUCAUCUCCACGAUCCCAAGUUUCUCAAUGCCGCUCAGGCCGAAGACAGUCGUUCUAAGAAGGAGAAGGCGGAAGAGGCUCGGAAGAGGAGAAUUCUGGCGCAAAGGCAAAAGAUGAAGCAACAACCCACGGCUUCUGCCUCUACUUCUUCAGCCCCUGCUCCUUCUUCUACCGCUACACCUGCCCCUACCCCUACUCCUGCUACUACCUCCGACUCUGCUGCCAACCCCACUCCUACGCCUAACAGUUCCGAGCAGCCAAACACCAACAAAACCGACACCGUCAUGGCAGAUGCUCCUGCUCGUGAAGAGCGCCAGCAAGAACCGGUCACAGACCGCCCCAACCUGUCAUCCUCGAUGCCGUAUACCCGCCCCCAGUACGUCUUGAAUAAAGCAUUGGAUGACCCCAUCGUGCAUGAACACGAGUUCGCCGACGAUCCCGAAGUCAAGUACUGUCGCCUAGGCGAGGUCGAGGCCAAGAUGAAGGAGCAGAUCUGGGUCAACAUUCACGUGGACUUCCUCCGAUCUAAGCAACAGAGGGUGUUUGACCAGAAGCUGGCCGAGAAGAACAAGGGCCCCAACAAGCGCAAGAACAAGAAGAACCGGGUCCACGAGGACAACGGCGUACCUGAAACAGCCGAGGAGGCGGCCGUCACCAUGAUGCGCAACCGCGGCAUCAGUACCAAGCUCGAUUACUCCAAGCUUGGGCAGAUCUUUGACUUGGACUUCAAUGAGCAAGGGCCGGGAAGCAGAGAGGCGGACAACGAGCUGGCUAGUGAGGCUGGCGAUGCCAUUGAAGACCGCAGCAACGAGGAGGGCAGUUCUGGUGGCGCAGCCGCUGUGGCCGUUGAGGCUGAAGAGGAACCAGCGGAAGAUGAGGUUGAAGAGGCACCAGCGGAAGAGGAAUAUGAGGAGGAUUAUAAUGAGAACGAGGGUGGAUACGAUGACUACGACGAGGGCGGCGAAGAAGAGAUUAACCCCUUCGCCGACGACGAUGAAGUGGAGGAUGAUGAUGAGUACUGA
This is a messenger RNA of Sordaria macrospora k-hell, 2589 nucleotides long. RefSeq lists its product as uncharacterized. Gene Ontology annotation, cellular component: nucleus; transcription preinitiation complex; transcription factor TFIIIB complex. The record is from RefSeq and is a predicted model, not a curated record. Lineage: Eukaryota; Fungi; Ascomycota; Sordariomycetes; Sordariales; Sordariaceae. Gene Ontology annotation, biological process: transcription by RNA polymerase III; DNA-templated transcription initiation; transcription preinitiation complex assembly. Gene Ontology annotation, molecular function: RNA polymerase III type 3 promoter sequence-specific DNA binding; RNA polymerase III general transcription initiation factor activity; TBP-class protein binding.